AGACUCUAAACCAAUGAGCGACUAUCACUCUAGUUUAAAGACAAUAUGUGGAAACCAAAAGUCUCAUUUUGUGCUUUCUGUAUGUGAAAGUUACAACAACUGAAUUAAAAAUGAGUGGAAGAGGCAAAACUGGAGGCAAAGCAAGAGCGAAAGCCAAGACUCGCUCAUCCAGGGCAGGACUGCAGUUUCCUGUCGGCCGUGUCCACAGACUUCUCCGCAAAGGCAACUAUGCUGAGCGCGUCGGUGCUGGUGCUCCAGUUUAUCUGGCGGCUGUGCUCGAGUAUCUUACCGCUGAGAUCCUGGAGUUGGCUGGAAAUGCCGCUCGGGACAACAAGAAGACCCGCAUCAUCCCCCGUCAUCUGCAGCUGGCGGUGCGCAACGACGAAGAGCUGAACAAACUUCUGGGCGGAGUGACCAUCGCUCAGGGCGGUGUGCUGCCCAACAUCCAGGCUGUGCUGCUGCCCAAGAAGACCGAGAAACCUGCCAAAUCCAAAUAAAACUGUUAGAGAUUGUUUUAGUGAUCUAAAGGCUCUUUUAAGAGCCACCCAUUUUAUCUAAUAGAGAGUGCUUUUCUUUGUUAAUAUUAAAAAGCAUCAUAAACUACUUGAAGAGGGGGAAAAAAAAACUAUUAAACCAGUCAAAUGUAUAAGGUGUGCAUUCUUAUUAUAAGCACAUGAUG
Molecule: messenger RNA, 679 nt
Organism: Ctenopharyngodon idella (grass carp)
Lineage: Eukaryota; Metazoa; Chordata; Actinopteri; Cypriniformes; Xenocyprididae
Product: histone H2A
Exons: 1
Coding region: 111-497 (128 amino acids)
Cellular component (GO): nucleosome
Molecular function (GO): protein heterodimerization activity; structural constituent of chromatin; DNA binding
Source: RefSeq, a predicted model, not a curated record